CCACGACAACUUGCUUUUGAUAGAGUCAUGGUAGAAUAGGUAAGCUAGCUCCCUCUGUGACCCAUAAAAAAUAAUGGUGGGGAAGAAGGUCAAGUUACCAAGUAAUCGCUAGUAGAGUUAGUUUAUUUAAUUAACUUGAUAUAUUGGAGUGAAUAAUAAUUAAUUUGUAUAUUUAUAUUUGAAAAGUAGAAUUAUUGAAGUGGACGUGUGGGCUGGUAAUGAUUUAUGAAGCAGAGGAAAAGAAAAAAAGAAUAGUUUGUAGAAUGAAAGAGGAAGAAGAGCAUUGAUGUUGUGUAUUUGUCGUGUUGGAAAAGCAUGAAAAGCAGAAGCAGAAGCAGAAGCAGAAGCAGCGCCAGAGAGAAACGACAAGAGGAUGAAGCGUCCGGCGAGCGGUGAGGGUGAGGGUGAGGGUGAGGGUGAGAUGAAGAUGAAGAAGGCAAAGGCAAAGGCAAAGGCGGUGGAAAGCAAGGGCCUGGGUUGCUUGGACUCAAACCUUGUGUUCGAGGUGCUGAAGCACGUGGACGCGCGGACGCUGGGCAUGGCGGCCUGCGUGAACAAAGAGUGGCAGAAGACGGCGCAGGACGAGAGGCUGUGGGAGCUGAUCUGCACCAAGCUCUGGGCAAACACGGGGUGCGGAGAGCAACAGCUACGAUCGGUGGUCCUCGCUCUGGGUGGGUUCCGCCGCCUCCUUGCGCUCUAUCUCUUCCCUCUCUCCAAGCCCCUCCGUUUGGGCAAAGACGAGCUUCACCUCUCUCUUUCGCUUCUCUCCAUUCGUUACUUCGAGAACAUCAAUUUCAAUAACACACCCACUUGAUUCUUCCAUUCCAAUCCAGAUCUGCUUUUUAUUGGGCCAAUUAGUCUAAGCUGAACGUCUUUUGUAAUCUGCAUCUGUAUGUACUAUAUAAAUAACUAUUGGAUCCAAUUAUGAAUGAUGAUAAAUUAGGGUUUGGAUAAAUGUCUGCGACUGCUUAUGUCUUC
Cajanus cajan (pigeon pea) is the source of this 978-nucleotide messenger RNA. RefSeq names its product F-box family protein (gene SLY1). The record is from RefSeq and is a predicted model, not a curated record. Gene Ontology annotation, cellular component: SCF ubiquitin ligase complex. Gene Ontology annotation, biological process: regulation of gibberellic acid mediated signaling pathway; gibberellic acid mediated signaling pathway. NCBI's taxonomy places the organism in Eukaryota, Viridiplantae, Streptophyta, Magnoliopsida, Fabales, Fabaceae. Gene Ontology annotation, molecular function: protein binding.